This is a messenger RNA of Homarus americanus (American lobster), 2635 nucleotides long. RefSeq lists its product as uncharacterized. Lineage: Eukaryota; Metazoa; Arthropoda; Malacostraca; Decapoda; Nephropidae. The transcript has 4 exons. The coding region runs from base 1757 to 2635 and encodes 292 amino acids. The record is from RefSeq and is a predicted model, not a curated record.
GAGGUAGAGAUGGCCUCUGCCUCCCUCCCUGGCCACUAGAGGUCCUCCCACGUCACUAAGGCUACGUCACACCCACGUCACUACUAGUGUUAUAGCCAAUGAUACCGAGGCUACGUAAUGUUAUUGCGAAUGUUAUAACAAAAAUCUAAAAACUCUUGCAUGAGUCACACUUAUUUGUGGAAAACUAAAGCCAGGUUACACAAUGAUAAAUAAAUCAGAAGCAGAAUUAUCACUGAUUCGUGUCAUGCAUUCAGAAUCUUCAGUGAUCUACCGACGACUCUCCAAAUUCAUGAUCGUCAUCUAAGAAAAACUCACAUAAUUCUACCAGUAAAAGAGUUUGGAUAUUUCGUCAUUACUCGUGCGUCACGAGCUUUACAUUUCUCCCGUGUGUGUCGUUAUUACUGGAGGUUUUCUCGACUAUACUAGGAGGGCGAUAUAGAGGUCAGAGAUCAACAGAAAAUGUAAUUCAUGUGUGCGAGGUUCAGCCACUUGUGUAUGAGUGAGUUAUCUGGAAUCCAAAAGCUAUAAAUAACAGGAAUUCAAAGGUUAUAAACUUGAAAUACAAGCCUGAAAUUUCCACUUGUAAUAGAAGACGUAAAAGUUUGAGAAGAGACAGAAAAUGAAUUUAAUCGCAAUAUUCACAUUUAGGUAACAACGAAUAAUACAAGUGAGGAGUGCAAAUAUCACAUGAAUCUUAUAUAAACGACCCACACCUGUACCUACUCGGGGUACUUUUAUAUACUCAUAAAAAGAUUGAAACAGUGACGUAAAUACAAAAAAAUUAUGCGCAGGGAAUCAUAGAAAAUCUAUUGUUAUUGAGAAACGAUACAAGACCUGUGCACUGACCAGAGGGAAGUACUGUCUCAUUGACCAGAGGAAAGUACUGCCACACUGACCAGAGGGAAGUAUUGCCACAUUGACCAGAGGGGGAAGUACUGUCACACUGGCCAGAGAGAGGUACUACCACACUGACCAGAGGGAAGUACUGCCACAUUGACCAGAGAGGGAAGUAUUGCUCCACUGACCAGAGAGGGGUACUGCCCCACUGAUCAGAGGGUACUGCCACACUGACCAGAGUGAGGUACUGCCACACUGACCAAACAGUGAUACUACCACACAUACCAGAGGGAAGUAAUGCCACACUGACUAUAGGGAAGUACUGUCACACUGACCAGAGCGAAGUACUGCCACACUGACCAGAGGAAAGUACUGCCACGGACAUAACAUGAAGCUAGUAAAUCAAGAAGUGUGUCAACAUAUAAACCUGUGAAAAAAAAAACAAUCGCGAAUGUUGUCUUUAUAAGCGAAAAGAACAUUUAGGGUUAAGGGUUAAAGAUAGUUGUGAAGGUAGCAGGUAGGCGAGAGAGAGAGGCUGGCUGCUAUAAGGUGUACUUUCCUUAACACCAGAUCAAGAGUGUGCGAGUGUAUAUUCAUGAAGUUAAAUUCCGGGACAGCUUCACUUAACAACCGGAGACUGGUGACUUGAACAUUGAAAAAUAACCAAAAAUAAAUUAUGUGUUGCGAUAUUUAUCUUGGUACUAACAUAAAUAUAUACAGACUUUAUAGAAACUAAAAAAAGUAAUUUGUACAGCCAACUAAAGCUCUCUGUCGAGUUCUAUGAGACGGGUAAUUAAACGCUGCAUAAAAUAUCACAGAAAACAAUGAAAAACGAAAAGUUGAUUUUUUAAAGAGUAAACGCGUAGAAAGGAGGAAGUAAGUGUAAGGAUUAUAACAAUUAACAUUACCAUUACCACUUAUGUUAAAAUUAAGUAAAUGGUUGGAGAGAGACUGGAAGGCAGUGACUACCAGUACAAAGAAAAUAAUACAUAAACAGAGAAAGUUUUUAAAGUGUGUAAAUCUUCAAAGAACAUCAGAGGAAAGAGAGAAAGACGACAGAGGAAACACCCAAAGAGCAGCUCGAGGAGGAGUCAAGCAGGGAGGCGGUGGGAGGAAGACCACUAAGAGGGCCAGCUCGUAUAGCCCGAGGUUGUGCUCCAGUAUGGCAGGUCCUCAAGGGAUUACGGCGGCGUGUGGCCUCCUGCUGGCGUUGCUACUACUCUCAGGUCACCAGGGGUCAUGCUUCAGUGUGGGUCCUGAACCUCAACGUAUAAUAGGCAUGGGCAGAAGUGGAUCCACCUCCUCCAGUAUGACCCACACCGUGAACCAAAAUAACAUGGGUCUUGGGAGUCACCAUGACAUGUCGAGUAGAAGUAACAACAGGCACCUCACACUCUACGGGAUUGAAGUGCCAGUCUAUAAGUUCCGUGGUGAAGAUGCCCAGUUAGAGUGCCAGUAUAAUGGUGGCACUGACCCUCUCUACUCCGUCAAGUGGUAUAAGGACGACAGAGAGUUCUACAGAUAUUUGUUCAAGAAGCCGAAACCCAAGACGACUUUCACCACUCCAGGCGUCAACGUUAACGGGAUUGCAUAUUUUGAUAUCAAUGGAGGCUCACAGUUUCCUCGUCCAGAAUCCCCGAGCACUGACGUCCACACUGGCUUUGUUGGUUGUGUAGGCAGUCCGGUGAAGGAAACACUCACCGUCCAAUGGGAGGAAUGUCAGUUUCACAGUGACAUCGAGGUGCUGCGAGGUCUCUUACUUCGUCGUGCCUCAUGCAAACGAAACCUCCCUUCCUGA